This is a messenger RNA of Lolium perenne, 1588 nucleotides long. NCBI's taxonomy places the organism in Eukaryota, Viridiplantae, Streptophyta, Magnoliopsida, Poales, Poaceae. The record is from RefSeq and is a predicted model, not a curated record.
CUAGCUCGGCAGCUACUACGCCAAGGGUUUUCUACUACACCCGCGCGAGCAGCAGCCAUGAAGCCGGCGAUGGUCGAAUACCAAAGCCCCGCGUCCGGCCAGCGGCGGCGCCGUCUGGCCGCCGUGCUUACCCCAUUGCUGCUUUUCCUUGCCGCCGCGCUUUCUUUCCCCUCCGUCUUCCACCUCACCCUACAUUUCCCGCCGCCGUCGGCCGGUCCGCCUCCUCCUCCGCCAACUGGGCGGGUGGCGGUGUGCCUGGUGGGCGGGGCGCGGCGGUUCGAGCUGACGGGUCCGUCCAUCGCGCGGCACGUCCUCGGUGCGCCCGCGCUCCACCAUUUCGGUCCUGCCGGCGUCGACUUGUUCCUGCACAGCCCGCUCGACGCUGACGCCUACAAGUUCUCCCUCCUCGCCCGCGCGCUCGGCAACGCUACGACGACGCUGGCCGCCGUGCGGGUGUUCCGGCCAGAGCCUGUGGAGGAGACCCCUGAGCGCGCCCGCGUCCUCACGCCCGCCAACUCCCCGAACGGCAUCCAGGGUCUUCUCCGGUACUUUCACCUGGUGGAGGGCUGCCUGGACCUCAUUCGGGAGCGUGAAUCUCAAGGCAAAUUUACAUACAACUGGAUUGUCCGCUCCCGUGUCGAUGGCUAUUGGACCGCUCCGCUCUCCGCUUCCGAUUUUCCAUAUUUCGAUGAUGUCUAUAUCAUUCCCCAAGGCUCUGUGUUCGGUGGCCUCAAUGACCGGCUCGGUAUCGGGAGGCGCACUGCCUCAGAGGCUGCAUUGUCCCGCCUCUCCAUGUUGCACCGGCUGAAUGCAGCAGGGUACAAGGCCCUCAACUCAGAGGCAGCAUUCAGAGCACAACUCAAGGUGUCUAGGGUUGCGGCUCAGGAGCGAAGGAUGUCCUUCUGCGUGGUGAGCGACCGAUCAUACUCAUUCCCACCAGUUGGGUACGGCGUGCCUGUGGCGUCGUUGGGGAGCAUUGGCCCGCUCAGCGGCGCCAAGUGUCGCCCAUGCAGACACCCCAUGUCUUGCGGUGGCAGGGGCAAGGUGUGUGUGGUAGAAAGACUGCAUCGUGGGUGGAGUUGGACUGAGUGGCGGAAUGGAACACUCGAGCUAUGCAACGCUAGCGAGGCGUGGGAGGAUGGGUGGGAGGAGGUGUUCGACAUGACAGCCGGUGAGGAGGCUGCAGUGGAGCGGAGAAGAAUGGCACACAUGAGGCUUGAGGAGUGUGUUGCGGAGAUGGAGGCGCUCAGGACGCGGACUGAACGAUGGGAUGCGCCUAAUCCGGAGGAGAUAUGCCGCCUUGGUGUCUUGGCGGCACCGGCGAGCCCCUCACCCUUUUCUCUUCGGACAUAAACCAACACACUUAAUCGAGCAGCCUUGACAUUUCUCUUGCUUACGUGGCAAACCCUGUUAAAAAACUUUUCCAUGUCUGCUCAGCAAACAUUGUACAAAACAUAUACCACCAGCUCAUUAGCAUUCAGCGGUGAAAAUACAAGAGACAGAAUAUGUGCAACUCCGAGUCUUGUUUGAAACACGGGAAUUCAGCAGUGAUUUUUUAUUAAGUUCUGUUUUUUCUGUUCUUCCUGUA